Messenger RNA from Drosophila novamexicana, 2659 nucleotides. Its product is annotated as endoplasmic reticulum metallopeptidase 1. Lineage: Eukaryota; Metazoa; Arthropoda; Insecta; Diptera; Drosophilidae. The transcript is spliced from 7 exons. Gene Ontology annotation, molecular function: metalloexopeptidase activity. The coding region runs from base 62 to 2659 and encodes 865 amino acids. The record is from RefSeq and is a predicted model, not a curated record. Gene Ontology annotation, biological process: proteolysis.
UGUGGCGCGGUCAAAUUUCUUGUGCUCAGUCCAAAAGACUAACUAAAGGUCAUCAAUAAAGAUGUCAUUCUCCAGCAUUGACAUCACAACUGAGAAGUCGUCGAAUAAAGGCGGCGGAAAGUGGCCUUGGUAUGGGGCGCCCAUCUUUUGUGUAAUCUGGUUUACACUUUUCUAUGUGACCGUCAUACCAAGCUUUUUCUCCUAUCCGAAAAUGAUCUAUGUUCGAGAUGAGGCCAAUCACCCGGACGAGUUUAUAGGCGAGCGUGCCAAGAUUCAGUUGGCCGAGUAUUCGUCGAUUGGAAACAAAAUGACUGGAUCGAUAAAUAAUGAGGUGCAUGUCGUUAAUUUUGUGCUGCGCGAGGUGCAAAAAAUUGUGGAUCAGUCGCGCAGCGAUCUAUAUGAUAUCGUUUCGGAGGUGCAGUACUCCUCGGGCAACUUCUACUUGUGGGAUACGGCCGCCAGCUACGACAAUGUGUCCAAUGUUGUGGUCCGGAUCUCAAGAAAAGAUAGUCCCAAUGACAACUAUUUGUUGGUUAACUCACAUUACGAUUCAGAGGUGAAAACGCCGGCGGCAGGUGACGAUGGCAUCAUGGUGGUCAUAAUGCUGGAAACACUGCGCGUAAUCGCACGCUCCGAAAGGCCACUGGCUCAUGCUGUGGUCUUUCUUUUCAAUGGCGCCGAGGAGGCGAGCAUGAUGGGCGCUCAUGGUUUUAUCACAAAGCACAGAUGGGCAGCCAAUUGCAAAGCGCUUAUCAAUCUGGACUCGACGGGCUCAGGUGGUCGCGAGGUGUUGUUUCAAACGGGACCCAAUCAUCCGUGGCUCAUGAAUUACUAUCAGAAGUAUGCUCCACAUCCCUUCUCCAUAACACUAGCCGAGGAGCUGUUCCAGAAUAACUUUAUACCAUCCGAUACGGACUUUCGCAUAUUCCGCGACUAUGGCAAUGUCCCCGGCUUGGAUAUGGCGCACGCCCUCAAUGGAUAUGUCUACCACACCACAUACGACAACUUUAAGAACCUGGCGCGCGGUACUUAUCAGACCACGGGCGAUAAUGUUUUGGCCUUGACCUGGGCGCUGGCAAAUGCUCCUGAGCUCGAUGAUACCUCUGCCCACGAGGAGGGACACGCUGUCUUCUUCGACUACCUCGGCUGGUUCAUUAUCGUCUAUACGGAAUCGGCCAGCAUUGCCAUUAAUAUUGUUGUUUCUGUGGCUGCUCUAAUUUGCAUUGGCCUCUCCGUUUACUUUAUGACCAAGAGCAAUGACGCGGAUGCACCGAAGGCUGUGGCCGUGCGUUUUGGCAUUAUCUUUCUGGUACAGUUGGGUGCAGUGAUUAUAGCCUGGGGAUUGACCAUACUCGUGGCUGUUUUCAUGCAUGGCGUUGGCCUUGGAGAGUCCUGGUACUACAGCAUUUGGAUGACAUUCGGCUUGUAUUUCUGCCCCAUGUUCUUUGGACUGGGCUUGCUGCCUGCCUUUUACAUAGGCUGGACCAAGCACAAAACGAACAUGAAGCUCAACCAGACCAUUGCCUGCUUUAUGCAUGCUCAUUGCAUUUUAAUUGUGUUCCUUUGCCUGCUCCUGACAGGCCUGGGCAUACGUUCAGCCUUCUUUCCCAUGAUAGGUUUGUCCUUCUACACCAUCUCUAUCAUUGUGCAGCUGAUCCUUAAGGUGACCAUUAAGAAGAGCUACUUUAUGUCGGUACAUUUGGUUUUCCAGCUGUUGCCUUUCUUCUUCUACACCUAUUUGAACUAUGUAAUUUUGCUGGUAUUCGUACCCAUGCAGGGACGCGAUGGGCCUGAUAGCAAACCAGAUAUGCUGAUUGCAAUCUUCAUCGCCCUGAUGACGAUGCAUUUUGCUGGAUUCAUAAUACCAAUUUUAAACAAAUUCCGCAAAUCGAAGAUCUUUAUCUCAAUGUUUGGAGUACUAACCAUUAUAUUCAUUAUAUUAGCCGCCACGCCUGUGGGCUUCCCUUUCAAGGAGGAUCUUGCCGCACAGCGCUACUAUGUUCUGCACACGCAACGCACACUGCACAAUGCGGAUAAUAGUAUAACACAAGAAACUGGAUUCUAUAUACAACCCGUUGAUACUCGAUACUCAGAACUUUAUGAUACAACGCUUAAGAACGUUGAACCCGAGAGCUGGCUCGCGGAUAACUGUGCUUCAGAGCCCUAUUGCAGUCUACCGCUAUACAGUGGACGUUGGUUGAAUUGGAAGGAUUCAGCUCGUUGGAUCUACAGUACGGCGCCAGUGUUUCCAGUUGUCACAGAGCUCACUGAGAUAUCAAGACAGUCUAUUAGCCAGAACAAAAAGCGUUACGAGUUCAGUUUAAAGGCUGGUGAUCGCAUUGUCAUGUACGUUGAUCCCAUGGAGAACGUGAAGAUUACAAACUGGUCGUUCGACGAAACCGUUUUGGUGGAUGGCCAUACUGCACCAUAUUUCAUAUACCAUGUCUCCUCCAUGGUUGAGGAGCCCUAUAAUUUCUGGCUGGAGUUUGAGCACGAUGCAGCCAAUACAGAUGGACCGUACUUCAAGCUGGCUGUGAGUGUACAUUUCCUUUACCAUCCGGAGUAUUACACGAGCGAGUUUAAGGAGUUUCUUAGCACCUUUCCGGCCUGGACAUAUACUACCGAUUGGUUUGCCUCGUAUGAGAGUUGGAUUUUUUAA